Lichtheimia ornata is the source of this 2757-nucleotide messenger RNA. RefSeq lists its product as uncharacterized. The record is from RefSeq and is a predicted model, not a curated record. The transcript is spliced from 8 exons. Gene Ontology annotation, molecular function: small GTPase binding; nuclear import signal receptor activity. NCBI's taxonomy places the organism in Eukaryota, Fungi, Mucoromycota, Mucoromycetes, Mucorales, Lichtheimiaceae. Gene Ontology annotation, cellular component: nucleus; cytoplasm. Gene Ontology annotation, biological process: protein import into nucleus. The coding region runs from base 1 to 2757 and encodes 918 amino acids.
AUGGCCCAUUGGCAACCACAGCAACAGGGUUUGAACGACCUUCUCAUACUUCUUCGCGAUGCCAUUCAACCCGAGUCUCGAGAUCAGGCACUUGUACAGCAGCGACUAGCUUCAUUCAACGAGAUUCCUGAAUACAACUCGUAUCUAGUGUAUAUCCUGACAAAAAUGCCGCAAGAGGAAUCCUACACACGGGCCAUCGCCGGGCUUACGCUCAAGAACAAUAUCAAAUCAUUCUUCACAAAGAUGCCACCUCUUGUCCUUGAUCAUGUGAAACAAUGCUGCACCGAAGCAUUAGAGCAUCCGGAUCCUGAUAUCAAUGUACGGCGUACGGUGGGAUCAGUCAUUACAGCUAUCAUUACACAAGGCCAGGUACACAAUUGGCCCCAUAUUCUGCAGCUGCUGGUGGAGAAACUCGAUAGCCCCGAUGUUGUUUCAAUGGCGUUUGAUGCAUUGGCAAAGAUAUGUGAAGAUGCAGCUCCUGGUUUGGAUCAAGAAAUCGAUGGUGUGCGCCCUCUCAACACAAUGAUCCCCAAGUUCAUUCAAUUCUUUCAUAAUCCGGAUCCCAAAUUACGCGUUCUUGCCAUCACAGCCACCAGCCAAUUUAUCAUGUUGCAUUCACAGUCGCUCAUGUGCGUCAUGGAAGAUUACCUUGCUGCUCUUUUCGCUCGUGCCACGGAUGAACAUUCUGAAGUGCGUCAAGAAGUAUGUCGUUCAUUGGUAUUGGUCCUCGAAGCACGCCCUGACAAAUUGGCACCCUCCAUUCAAGCGGUGAUUGAUUACAUGAUCUAUUGCAUGCAAGAUGAGAAUGAACAGGUUGCUUUGGAAGCAUGUGAUUUUUGGAUACAAUUUGCCAGCCUUCAAGAUAUGCAUGAACGCCUCAUUCCUUACUUGGAUCGCAUUGUACCUGCCUUGCUACGACGUAUGGUGUAUUCAGAAGCCGAUCUAUUCAUGCUGGGUGGUGAUGAAGAUGAUGCACACAUCCCCGACAAUGAACAAGAUAUUCGACCACGUACUUCAGGAAGGCGUUUACAUCACAGGGAUACCACCGAUCGUGAACAACAACAACAACAACAAACACCUGAACAGCAUGAGAUGGGUGAUGAAGAUGAUGAUAACGACGACGAUGAUGAUGAAGAUGAAGAUUUGGAGGAUGAUGAAUUCUACUCGGAGUGGACUUUACGCAAAUGUAGCGCUGCUGCAUUGGAUGUGCUCUCGACAACCUACAGAGGACACGUUGUAGCUGUGCUGUUGCCCCUUCUCAAUCAUAGCCUUUUCAGCGAGGAUUGGAAAGAACGUGAAAGUGGUAUCCUAGCAUUAGGAGCUGCAGCUGAAGGUGGUAUGGCUGAUAUCGCGCCUCAUUUACCUCAAAUGAUGCCAUACUUGUUGGAAAGGUUGGAAGAUACAAAGCCGCUCAUCCGAUCCAUCACAUGUUGGGCAUUGGGACGAUUUUCUACAUGGUGCGUGGAACAAGCAGCUACUCCGGAAGGACGCCGAGCAUUCUUUGAACCCGUUCUCUUUAAUCUACUACAACGGAUCCUCGACAAGAACAAACGUGUACAAGAAGCAGCAUGCUCUGCGUUUGCAACAUUGGAAGAAGAGGCGACUUUUGAGCUUGUACCUUAUCUCGAACCCAUUCUCGUGAAUUUGACAACUGCUUUCAGGACAUACCAACACAAAAACUUGUUGAUUUUGUACGACGCUCUCGGGACACUUGCCGAGUCAGUGGGAUCGGCAUUAAACCAGCCACAAUGUCUCAUGCUUUUGAUGCCACCUUUGAUUGAAAAAUGGAAUAGCUUAUCGGAUCACGACACGGAUUUAUUCCCAUUGCUCGAGUGCCUAUCAUCCGUCACAGCAGCUUUGGGGACUGUUUUUGCACCCUAUGCAGAGCCAGUGUUUACGCGUUGCGUCAAACUUGUCGCCACGACGCUUCAUCAAGUAUUUUUAGCGGAUCAACAACCAGAUCAAUAUGACUCGCCUGAUAUGGAAUUUAUGGUGGUUGCAUUGGAUCUCUUAUCAGGGCUUGUCCAAGGGCUUGGUCAUCUUGUGGAUCCUCUUGUUGCCAAUUCCGAUCCGCCGUUGUUAUCUUUGCUUUCUGUGUGCAUCCAUGAUCCUGUUACAGAAGUGCUUCAAGCAACUUAUGCAUUGAUUGGAGAUCUUGCCAUGUCAUGUUUUGAACGUAUCCGUAACUUCUUGCCAACGGUACUCCCCGAGCUUGUUGAACAAGUUAGUGAUGAUCCUGCACUUGCCUCUGUGACAAACAAUGCCAUAUGGGCAGCUGGUGAGGUGGCUAUGGCAUGGGGUGCCGAUAUGAAGCCCUUUAUUGAACCACUCCUCCAACGCUUGCUUCCGUUGCUGGCCAACCAAGGCGUUCAAGAAACCAUCAUGGAGAAUACGAUGAUUACCAUAGGCCGUUUAGGCUAUGCAGGUCCUGACAUCCUUGCACGUCAUUUACCCGUUUUUAUCAAACCUUGGUUGCAGCGAUCGCUCUUGCUUCCUCGUGAGAAUGAAGAAAAGGAUACAGCAUUCCAAGGAUUAUGCCAAGUGAUCAAAGCAAACCCACAAGGCAUUGCUGAUCAACUUGUGCUCCUUCUCACUGUGAUUGCUGGUUGGCAACGACCCUCACAAGGGUUGCACAAAUCAUUUAGUGACAUCUUGUCGGGUUACAGAAACUUGUUGACGGAAGAACAAUGGCAGCGAACAUGGAAUGCCUUGUCACCCUCCAACCGGCAGGCUCUCUCUCAACGUUACAACAUGUAA